AUUUGCCCACUGACCGGUUCUUCAAAGCUUGGCGUGAGGCCACAGCCGCCGCCAUUCAUCAAGCCUGGGCUGACACAACGUUGCUCUUGCAUUCGGCGACCGAGGUGACCGCGCAUUACAGGGCCGACAUUAAUACGAUGGUCAUCCCGGCACCGAUUCUGCUUCCCAACACCUUUCUCCCCGAAGGUCCAGCCGCCUUCAACUACGGUAGCAUUGGCACGAUUAUUGCUCACGAGAUGAUGCAUGGCUACGACGUCGUAGGAUCACAGUAUGAUGAGAACGCCAAGGAGAGGCAUUGGCUGUCACCUGAAUCGGCCAACCACUACGUGAACAGGACGCUGUGCUUGCGGCACUUGCACAAGCACGUUCUCCAGCCAAGGCAAGAAGUUCUAAACGACACUGUAGACUCGGAAAACCUCGCUGACUUAGGGGGAACAACGAUGGCAUACUCCGCUUUUAGGAUGCUGCCUCCCUCAAAGAGGGACACCAUGCUGCCAGGCGUUGCCAUGACAGCGAACCAGAUAUUCUUCGUCGGUCAUUGCACACCGUGGUGUGAAAUUGAGCUCAAUAAUACCUCACCGCCCUGGCUCUCGGGCCACGAUCGCUACCCACCUGGCCGCUCCCGGUGCAUCGUGCCACUCAUGAACAUGCCCGAGUUCUCGGAUGCAUUCAACUGCAAGCUGGGGUCGUACAUGAACCCGCCAAACAAGUGCAAGUUCUGGACAUGAAAGUAGGAAGUAUAAUGUAAUAAAAUUCCUGCUUCACUCGACAAUCUAACAGAUAAGCCUACCAUCCCAGUUUUUCUGGCCCUCUACGCGUGAACUCGCUUGUGUGUGUGCUUCUUGCUGCAUAUGCGUUCGAAAUAAUAUAUUAUUUCUUCAAC
Molecule: messenger RNA, 883 nt
Organism: Dermacentor andersoni
Lineage: Eukaryota; Metazoa; Arthropoda; Arachnida; Ixodida; Ixodidae
Product: membrane metallo-endopeptidase-like 1
Biological process (GO): protein processing
Cellular component (GO): plasma membrane
Molecular function (GO): metalloendopeptidase activity
Source: RefSeq, a predicted model, not a curated record